AUGGCAAACCAGGUUGUGGAGAAAGGAUCUGAUCCUCGUAGCUUGAUCACAACCCUUGAUUGGAAGAACUUCAUCGAUUCUCAAUGGAAGGACGCAAAUUAUAAACGAAGAGCCAUUGCAAGCCUUAUACAGGCAGUGUACUUGCUUGAGCUCGAUAGACAAGAGAACCGAACACAAGAGAAUUCUCUAGCUCCAGAAUUUUGGAUUGCCUUCAAGUAUAAGCCUACACAAAUAUUGACUGAUGAAAGAGAUGGAUCCAUUUUUGGUGCAAUAUUUGAAUGGGAUCGGUUUGCGGCAUUGUCUGAGUUCAAGCCAUUUAAACCAAUCGGUGCCCCGAGAGCUGUUUUAGCACUUAGAGGAACAUUGAUAAGAUGGCCUACAAUGCGAAGAGAUUUUGAAGAUGAUUUCCGUUUUGUUGCUUGGGAAAGCUUGAAGGACUCUGUGAGGUUUAAAGUAGCUACAGAUGCGGUGAAAUCGGUUUCUGAUACAUAUGGAAGCAGAAAUGUAUGCAUUGCAGGGCAUUCUUUAGGCGCUGGAUUAGGUCUUCAGGUGGGAAAGGAAUUGGCAAAGGAAAGAAUUAAUGUCGAAACACAUGUAUUUAAUCCUCCAGCGGUAUCACUAGCUAUGAGUCUUGGACAUAUUGGAGAAAAGGCCGAGUAUGUUUUGAAUAGAAUCAAGUAUAUGCUUCCAUCAGGUACCGAGGCUCAAGUCAGCAACAACGUGGAUGACACUUACAUUAUACGAUGGAGGAAGAAGAUGAUACAUCGGUUAUCGUGCUUUAUGGAUGCUGGUUUAGGAACAAGAAAAUGGGCUCCUCAUAUUUAUGUUAACAAGAAUGAUUGGAUCAGUUACUUUUAUAUUCAUACCCAUGGAACAAAAGAGAUGGAUCCUACAUUUGAGCAGAAUGAAGCCAAGUUGUUUGUUGUCUCAAUGGAAGACCAGAAGUUUCUUGAGGCUCAUGGCCUGAAACAAUGGUGGUCAAAUGACGGUAAUCACAAUAACAAACUCGUUAUCGCGGAAGUUAAAUCUUUGAACACCGGUACACCUUUUCAGGUAGUAUUUUUCUAUUAUCCACGAUAUGUUUCAUUAGUCACUAGUUGCAUAAAUAUUAGAGAAGCUACAGAUUAUGUUUGUAGUAUACUUAAAUGCAUGCCUCGUCAUAUAAGUGGUAAAGCUCAAACCAACAAUGAUGGAGAAGUGAGUUCAGGUAUAGGUUUGGUGGGUUGGAUACCCUCAUUAUCUGGCUUGAAGGAUACCGGUUAUUGGGUGUGCAAAUGGAUUCCUCGCAUGUAUGUUUACAGUAAUGGUGGCACCGAAGAGAAGAUGGUUGGAAAGGAUAAUAUAGAUCCUGAAGACGGUCAAAUUACUCCGAAAUUACUUAUUUUCUCCAAGGAACAACUGACAUUUCUUGCAUCUCAUGGCCUAGAACAGUGGUGGCCAAAUGCUGUAGAACUUCAGAAAACUAUCUGUGAUGGAAAACUCAUAAGCAGGAAAGUGAAAUCUCUAUACACGGCCGGCACACCUUGGGAAGUAACAAAAGGAUCAAAUCUCUCUUUUAUUUCACUUGCCAUGUAUGUUGGAGAAAAGGAAGAGUUCAUAUUGAAAUGUAAUAGGCUUAAAUCCAUGUUUCCGUCAAGUAAUGAUGCUCAAGUGUGCAGUGACGAGGGUAAGAUUUCCGGUAUUGGUUUGAAGGGUUGGAUACCUCAAUUAUCUUGUUUGAAGGAUGCUGCUUAUUGGGUGUGGAAACGUGUUCCUCAUCGGUAUGCUAACAAGAACUGUGGCACUGAGGAGAAGGAGGUUGACAAGAAGGAGAAUGUGGAUUGUUCAAAUGCGAAAAUAAUUUCAAAGUCAUCUAUGAAAUUUCUUGCAACUCAUGGCUUGGAACAAUGGUGGCCAAAUGAUGCAGAACUUUGGAAAAUCAUCUAUGAUGGAAAACUCGUAAGCAAGAAAAUUAAAUCUCUAUACACCAAUACACCUUGGGAAGUAACAAAAGGAUCAAAUCUCUCUUUUCUUUCACUUGUCAUGUGUGUUAGAGAAAAAGAAGAAUUCAUAAUGAAAUUUAAUAGUCUGAAAUCCAUGAUUCCUUCAAGUAGCGAAGCUCAAGUGUGCAACAACGAAGGCAAGAUUUCAGAUGUUGGUUUGAGGGGUUGGAUACCUCAAUUAUCUUGCUUGAAGGAUGCUGCUUAUUGGGUGUGGAAAUGCGUUCCUCAUCAGUAUGUUAACAAGAACUGUGACAUUAAGGAGAAGGAGAAUGUGGUUUGUGCAAAUGCAAGAAUAACUCCAAAGGUGUGUGUUGUUUCCAAAGAACAAAUGUUUCUGACAACUCAUGGCUUGGAACAAUGGUGGCCAAGUGAUGCAAAUUUUCAGCAAACUCUCCAAGAUAGUAACCUCAUAAGCAGGAAAAUUCGAUCUUUAUACACCGAAACGUCUUGGGAAGUAACACAAAGAUUAAAUCCUUUAACUUCACAUCCCAUUUGUUUCGGUAAUAUUGGAGAAAAAGAAGAAUUUGCAUGGAAAUGGAAUAUUGUUAAAUCUGCAAUUCUUUCAAAUAGUGAAACUCAGGCGAGCAAUGAUUACAAUAACAAUACACCAUAUGUACCAUUGAAGAGUUGGAUGCCUCCAUUAUUAAGCUUCAAGGAUGCUAGUUUUGCUGUGGUAAAAAAGGCUUCUCCUAUGUUGAAUCUGUCUUUUGUUUCACCGGUCACGAGUCAUGGAAAUAAUGAAGAAAAGGACAAUUUUGUUUCGAGUAGUGAAACUCAAGUGAGCAAUGAUUCAAACAAGACUUCAUGUGAAGGCUUGAAGAAUUGGAUACCUUCAUUAUCUGGCAUGAAAGAUGCUGCUUUAGGGAUAGGAAAAUUGGUUCCGUAUCUGUAUGCUAACAAGAGUGAUGUUGGCAUAGGAGAGAAGAUGGUUGACAAGGAAAACAAGGGUCCUUUGCAAUAA
This is a messenger RNA of Vicia faba (fava bean), 2943 nucleotides long. Lineage: Eukaryota; Viridiplantae; Streptophyta; Magnoliopsida; Fabales; Fabaceae. The record is from the annotation of a GenBank genome assembly.